Molecule: messenger RNA, 2376 nt
Organism: Polyodon spathula (Mississippi paddlefish)
Lineage: Eukaryota; Metazoa; Chordata; Actinopteri; Acipenseriformes; Polyodontidae
Product: protein ZNF365-like
Exons: 6
Coding region: 248-1612 (454 amino acids)
Biological process (GO): regulation of double-strand break repair via homologous recombination; telomere maintenance; regulation of DNA strand resection involved in replication fork processing
Cellular component (GO): centriolar satellite
Source: RefSeq, a predicted model, not a curated record
UACACAAUGCGUUUUUGACCCAGGUGGCCUUCCAUAUUCCAUAGCAAACUCUGGGAAGGCGUUACUAAAGCAGCUGCGUGUGACGUCAAACGGAGAGCAGCAAGCGCAGCUUGCUUUGGCAUACGAGAACGCACCCAUUGGCUUACUGGAUUGUCAGACAAGAAAGCAGGGGGAGUGUUACACUAUACCUGCCAGACAAACUACACAUUUUCCCCAAUGACACGCCAAGUAUACAGGUUUUAAUGAAAUGCAGCAGAAGUUAUAUGAAAGGAAGGAGACACUUUGCAAUGAGUCACUGGAAAAGAGCUGUGCCCGCAAGCGGUUGCCAUUCCGCUGCCCACGAUGUGGAGAGCAGAAGCGGUUCAGAAGCCUGUCAUCUUUGAGGGCACACUUGGAGUACAGCCAUACCUAUGAAACCAUGCACAACAUCACCAACUACAGUCUAGCGUCUGCAUGUAAACCACUCGACUACCUGCUGGAGAAAACCAUAAACACCAGCAGCACUGAAAACUGCAAAAAAUGCUCUCCACUUCAGUUUCAAGACCUGGCGGACAAAAAGUUCAAGGAUACAGAAAGGGACAAACCACAGACCCUCGCGUGUAAGAGACCGCCUGAGCGCCUCAAAACUGGAUCAUGCAGGUUGGUGCCUGCAGGCAGCCAAUCGGCUUUGACAAUCCCAGUUGAGAGCCGUGUGCGGGAAAGGCUUGAUGAGAUGAUGAAGGCGGCGGAGUGCACAGUAGAGAAGAGGCUGGAGAAGGUGACCAGCGAGUUGGCGCAGAAGAACAUGGAGCUGGUGAAUACCCGGGCUGAGUUUGUGCACCUGUCUCGGGAGAAGAGGGAGGUCCUGGCGCGAGAGAGGGCCCUGAGCAAGCAGGUGGACACAGCCGUCGAGGUAAUCGCGGCUCUACGGCAGCAGCUUACCGAGUCUGAACAAGAGCUGGAGAGGAAGGAACGGGAAGUAAUCAGUAUUCACCACUUUCUGGAGGCCACGGUUCAGCGUGAAGUCUGUGGGAAAGCCCGGCUUCAGCACUUUAUAGAGAACCUUUUACAGAGGAUAGCCCUGGCUGAGAGGCAUCUAGCAUACUAUCAAAGAGCUUCCAGACACCGCGAAUGUAAAAAACACACUGUUAACCAAACUGUUGCAAACCGUGAACACAAAAUUGCCAAAGCCAGAUCACCAGAGGGUCAGCCAGCAUUAGCCACCAUUCCUGAGAUGAAAAUGCAUUCCGCUCAGAAGGGAAGGGCUUGCCUGAAAUCCUCAAAGGACAGACUGGGUUCCAGACAAUUCAGCAGCUCUUCAGGGGGAACCCCACAGAUAAACUUUUUAUUGAACUCCUCACCCAGGCCCUGCAGGAGCUCCUGGAAGAGAUGGAAGAGUGGUCCUUGCCUAACACACUCGCUGUACAUGUGGAACACUGUCUCCUCUGCACAGCAGAAACAGCACUCUGAGCUAUUACUGGAAUCAACUCUGGAGAAACCUGCUGGUGGACACAGUACAGUGCAGGAUCCUCCACUACAGGUCUCCUGCUCUCUUGGUGAGAGGCAGUUUAUACAGCACCCUCCAUACUGGCCUGUGCCCCUCCUCUACCUCCAGACAUGCCCUCUACCUUGAAUCUACCAACCCUCUCAACUGGUGAAAAUGUGAUAUCUUCACACACAACUGAUUCUCUCACUCCCUGUUGUGUGAGGAGUUAAGUCUUUAACUGUGUUAAGGUUGAGUAGCGUUCCCUUAUUCCCUCCAUCCCCCUCUCCUUCACCUACUGCUAGACACACUAGCAACCCUGGAAAGAUGAAGUCUUGUCUCUGCCCUGUGCCGAUGGACAUCUCCCUCAAGUCCUCCCUGAGCUCGGGGGAGAGAGAGCUUCUCAGCUCACUAACCAUUUUCUCUGCCAGCCUCUAAGAGUGCCAGCUGUGUAGCAGUCAACCAGCAGAAGAGGUCAAGAUUGAUCAAAUGGCUCAGCCUGGUCACUCCUGCCCUCACAAAACCAGCACAGAGCGUCAUUGACUGAAAGAAACGUGCAGGGAAGAGCGGAUUGAAGAAUAGGGGCUCCUCCAACAGGACCCUGCCUGUUGGAGACCCCUCAUCUCUCACCAUCCUCACUGCCCUCCAGGCAUCUAAAACACAAGUAAAAACAAGGGAGACCUAUUUUAGCUAAUCCAAUACUCUCAAUUAAAAACAGGUGUUUGCCUAUCCGCAGCCCCCCUACUCUGGCUCCCCCCAAGCCUACCCCUCAGUAGAUGUAGCUGGGGCUCUGUGGCCAGUGAAUAAAGCAUUCCAGACGGAGCAGCCCUGCCUAGUAGCCCUGCACACUGGGAAGAGUUGACUCGGCCCAUUGUUGAUCUUUAAAAUGCUAAAAACAUUUAAGUAUAAAAGCU